UGAUCUUCGUCUCCGCCAAAAACCCUAAAAAUCUGCAACGCAAAAUCAGCGACGGAGGCUCCGGCGAUUAGGAAUCAACGGCGAUGAAGCUGAGCACGAGAAAAGAGCUACUGGAGCGGUGGAGGUGCAUUGAGGAAGAGGCCGACGAAGACGACGAUCGCAUUGAGCCUUCUAAGCUUCACCGUCUUCACAAGAACAAAGAGCAAUGGUUCACAGAUACAUUUAGUUUCUUGAUUUGUUUGCCGGAAGAAAAUCAUAUUUGGUGUGGGUCAUGGGAUCUGAUGGGACCUCUUCUGGAGACGUUUUACAACUACUUUAAUGAUGAGCAUAGUGAUUCUCCUCUUAGGCAACUCUGGAGGAGAAUCUCCAAGGAAAUGCGGCACUGUAUCCAAUGCAUUUGUCAGCACUAUCAAGCCCAAGAAAUGUAUUGCAGUGAAUAUGAGUUGAGUUCUAUUAGUCCCCUUCUGGAUGUUUUACGAAGGCUUGAUGAGGAGAGGGUGACCCAACACUUAAUAGAUAUGAAUACUACAUUAGUUCGAAAGGAAUAUGAUCCUGCCCGUGAUAAUGCUGAAGUUGUUAGCGUCAUGUAUGAGGUUUUAAUGUUCCCUGUACUCUUGAAUGACGGAUCCCUAUUCAUUGAGUUUGAAAAUUUUAUCGAAGCAGUUGAUAAUAUGCAUGAACUGGCCUUGGCUGGACAUCAGCAGUUUCCGGGUGUGUAUGCAUUAUUUUUCUUCAGAAGGAGAGUGCGCUCUGUUGGUCAUCGUUUAGCUAGUUCUAUGGGAAAAUUGAGGAGAGCAGUAGACUUGGAACCCUUGCAGCCAUUGCUUAAGAAAUUUAUUAUCUUCUUGGAAACUGAAUUGUUACCAUCAACUGUGAAAACUACAAGGCCCAGGGUGCAGCUGGACCGCACAUCCAUAUGGAUAGGAAUCAAAACUUUGCUUGGGUUCUUAGAACCUCCAGCGUUUGAAGAAGGGAUAUUAAAGCUUUAUCCCAUUUUUCUUGAUAUUGUCCUCAACCAUAUAAGUGGUGAUUCAUCAGAAUUCUCUCAUGCAGUUGCUUGCUUGAGAAAAAUCUUUGAGAUGCUCGGGUGUAAACUCUGGUUGAGGUCUACAUUGGAUCCUGGUGUGAUGCGCGAUACUGUACUGGGUCAGUGUUUCCAUACUCGAAACGAGAAAAGCCAUAAGGACAUAUUUGAUCUUUUCCAACCUUUCUUGCAGUCUCUUGAAGCUUUGCAAGAUGGUGAACAUGAAAAGCAGCGGAGGCAUUUUCUAUAUUUUCUCCUCCAUCAGGUGACUGUGAGCAGUAACUUCAGUGUCUUAACAAGGCAAAGGGCUUGUCAGAUAUCUCUUCUUAUUGUACAUCGAGGUUACACGAUGAACCCACCCUGUCCGCCUUUUGAAUGUGCACACAUGUGGGGUCCUUCUCUUGUGUCAUCUCUGAAAGAUUCUUUGCUUCACAGUUCUUUAAGGCAACCUGCCUUUGAUCUCAUACAAACCGUCAUAGUGUCUGAUGCUGCUGCAUUAAUAAGUUCAGUGCUGAAUACGCACCCACCCCUGGGGUCUGAGAAAAACUUGUCUUUUCAGCUGAAUGAUGAAGGUGAACACGGGCUACCAUUCUCACUGGAUACCGAAGAGAAGGAUACUAGUUCUUGGAGUGAAUUUAGCUUACAGAGCAAAAUAACUUCUGGGGACUAUAAAGAGUGGAUGUGCAUUCCCAUGCUAUGGAUUAAUGUUCUUAUUGACACCAAUGUCUCCGUGUUUCCAAUAUCAUUUUUCAAGGCUGUUUUCUGGGCGCGUUCUCGUUUUUCUAUGGUAGAACCAGAGACUAGUGCAGAAAUGGCUCUUCCAAUCAGAACCUGGCUUUCAUCCUCUACUACAGAAAUAUCUCCAACCAUUGGGUGGAAGGUUCCUACUGGUUCUGACGAUGGCGGAGAAGGGAAGGAGUCAAAAAACGCGAUCAAAGUUUCAACACUGCAUCUUCCUUUAGUUAAAACCUUUAAUAGGUUAACAGCACAUUUUGUGGUUCAAGUGGGUCGGGGGGAACUUUAUAAGCAGUGGACAUGGGAACCAAGGAUGGCUGAAAGCUUGUUCCUUGCACUUAUUGAUCCCGAUGAUAAUGUGAGGCAAUUCGGCAAGUGUAUCUUGGAACAGGUUUCCAAUACAAAGGGUCUUUCUUGUGGUUUGAAUUUCCUUUGUUGUGAUCGAUCUUCACUGUCCUCUGUUUUAUUUGGCUUGAGACAUGCUGUGAAACUGGUCCAACUUGCAUCUGUUGUAUUAAACUUUCAGACCCUGCAUCAUUUUUUCUUUGUUGUUCGGAAAUUGCUUAAUGAAGGAGAUUUACCUACUUCGGUUGUUCCAGGAUCUGGCCACUUAAGUAUGGCCAGGUUCUCUUCCCAAGGUGGAUUUCUUAAGCAGCCAAUCUGUGAUCCACCUUCUGUGAGUGUCUAUGGGAAAUCAUCAAAUGUUGACUCAAAGUUACUGGGAAGGUUUUGUUACUUGUUAGCAGAAAUUGUGUGGCCUUCCAUCUGUGGGUGCUUAUUGAAAGGAAAAGCUUUUAUUAAUAACAGUUUUUGUCAGAUGACUUGUGUCCGCAUACUUGAGAUCAUCCCUUGUGUGUUUGAACGACUAUACUUUUUAUGUAGUAAACCGUCGGGGGUUUCUGGAAUGAUGGUAAAUACUUGUGACUUCUCAUGGCUUCAUGAUGUUAUGGAUUGGGGAAAGUCAUCACUUAAAGUUGUAGUCAUAUACUGGCAACGAGCAAUUACCUCCUUGCUCAAAUUUCUAAAAGGGACAUGUAACAGUGCUAUGGCAUCAACAAUCAGCGUAAUUGAAAAAAUCAUUUCAUGUGACUGUGUUUCCAUGGAUGAAUUGAUAGAACAAGUGUCGCUCCUCUCUGUAUCUUUGUCUAAGGAAGCUUCCUCUAGUACUGCAAUGACCAACACCCGAUCCGCUGAAGGCUUGUCUUCUCAGAAAAAAUAUUCAGUUCCAGAAGUGAAAUACUUGUCCAUUGAGGAUCCAGAUGUUCAAAUGCCGCACUCUCCAUGGAAGAAUGACAGAAAGCAUGGUAGUGAUAUGAUAGUCCUUUCUGAUGAUGAAACUGAAGUAAUCCAACCAAAUGAAGCAGUUAUAUGUGAUACUAAGAUGAGUUGGUGCUUGAUGGAUGACAAGACAGUGAAUUCCACUGUUGAUAAAAGCAUUUCAUAUAAUGAUUCUGCGAAGAAGCUUUCUGGUAUUGACUCCAGGAAUUCUUUGAAUGUGUGCCAGAAAAUAGAUGCUACAGAUUCCACUGGCCUUGCUUCUCAGAAACAGGAUUCUGAUAGAUUAACAGAAAUACUGCAACCUGUUUCUUUGCUGAAAUCAAAGGAUGUAAAUAAUAGCAGGAAAGAAACAAUUCCUGAUUGGCAUAUAAAUGAUUCCAUUAAAUUCAAGGGUACAGCCAAGCCAUCUGACAAUGCUGUUGGUUCCAAAAAGUUGAGUGAAGCUGGCAAAAAUGCAGCCCUAAAAGAAGGUGGCGCUUUGUUGAAGGAGGUGGUAUGUGAUGUCGAAAAAGAUCCAUUAGACGCUGCUCUCAACUCAUUUAGACGCCAGCAGUCAUUUGUGCCAAAGCCAAGCAUUUCUGCUCCUAAGCGACAACUCAUUCAGCUUCAAUCUCCUUCUCAAAAUAGUGCUGGUCAUUUGCAUAGGUUGGAAGGUAGAAAAAGGUUCCAGUCGCCAAGGCUUGAUCAAUGGUAUAGACCUAUAUUAGAAUUAGAUUACUUUGCUGUGGUAGGUGUAGCAUCUGCGAGUGAAAAUGAUAAACAUAAAGUUGCAGAAUUAAAGGAGGUUCCUGUGAAUUUCCAAUCACCUGAACAGUAUGUUGGAAUAUUUUGUCCGUUAGUCUUGGAGGAGUUCAAAGCACAACUACAGAGUUCGUUUCUAGAAAUGUCUUCAUUGGAAGAAGUGUACUUUGGUAGCUUGUCGGUGCUUUCAGUUGAAAGAAUUGAUGAUUUUCAUCUUGUUCGCUUUGCUCAAGAUGACAAUGAUUCUAUAGCAUCAAGCAGCUUUUCAGAAAAUGACCUUGUAUUGCUGACGAAAGAGCCCCCACAAAAAUCUUCUCAUGAAGUUCAUAUGCUCGGAAAGGUGGAGAAGCGUGAGAGAGACAACAAGAGGAGGUUAAAUAUCUUACUCAUCAGGUUCUAUCUUCUGAGAGGUACCGCGCGUUUACAUCAAGCCAGAAGGAAUCUCCUUGAACGUAGUAAAUGGCAUGCAAGUCGUGUGAUGAACAUAACAUCUCAACUUCGAGAAUUUCAGGCAUUAUCAUUGAUAAAGGAUAUCCCCUUGCUACCAAUUAUUUUGAAGCCUAUCAAUGAUUCUGUUGAUUCUAGUUUAAGCAAGGAAGUAGAUCUGAGUAAAUUGUCCCUGCCCUUGGAGCAAAUGCUGAAGGCUUCCUUUAAUGAUAGUCAACUUCAGGCAAUUAGUAUUGCUACUGGAACACCUAAGCGGAAGAAAGAUUUUGAAUUAUCUCUUAUUCAGGGGCCUCCAGGGACUGGUAAGACGAGAACUAUUCUAGCCAUUGUCAGUGCUUUGCUUGCUUCUCCUGCCCAGAAGAUAGAUUCUAAAAAAAGAAUUCCUGAUGGUAGUUUGAAACGAAUUCCUAAGAUUAACCAGGCUGCUGCUGUUGCAAGGGCGUGGCAGGAUGCAGCCUUGGCUAGACAAUUGAAUGAAGAUGUACAGAGGAAUACGAAGUCUAUAGACAGUUCCAUGAAAGGUAGGGUUCUCAUUUGUGCUCAAUCUAAUGCUGCUGUGGAUGAGUUAGUGUCAAGGAUUUCUAGCCAUGGCCUAUAUGGAAGUGAUGGAAAGAUGUAUAAGCCAUAUCUUGUGAGGGUUGGAAAUGUGAAAACAGUGCAUCCAAAUUCGCUUCCAUUUUUCCUAGAUACAAUUGUUGAUCAACGUUUGGCAGAUGAGAGGAUGAAAUUGAAGGAUACAAAGAACGAAUUGAGCUUGGAGUCUUCAACAGCCCUACGUGUUAGUCUAGAAAAAGUAGUCGAUAGUAUCAGAUUCUAUGAAGCCAAGCGUGCCAACUUAGGUGAUGAAAAUACUGACCUCAAGUCCGCGGAAGACGUCGGGAAAAAUAUGUCUGAUGCAGAGAUAGCAUUCAAAUUGAGAAAACUGUAUGAGCAAAAGAAGCAAAUCUAUAAGGAUCUCAGUUCAGUUCAGCAGCAGGAGAAGAAAUAUAAUGAAGAAAUUAAAGGACUUAGAUAUAAACUGCGGAAGUCUAUACUAAGAGAAGCUGAAAUAGUGGUUACUACAUUAAGCGGCUGCGGGGGAGACCUUUAUGGGGUGUGUUCUGAAUCUAUGUCAGGUCAUAAGUUUGGCAGUCCAUCUGAGCAUACCCUUUUUGAUGCUGUUGUUAUUGAUGAAGCUGCUCAGGCUCUGGAACCUGCUACUCUGAUUCCUCUCCAGCUUCUAAAGUCAACUGGAACCAAAUGUGUCAUGGUUGGUGAUCCUAAGCAGCUUCCUGCCACAGUUCUCUCAAACGUAGCCAGUAAAUUUCUAUUCGAGUGCAGCAUGUUUGAACGUUUACAAAGGGCUGGGCACCCAGUUAUUAUGCUGACCAAACAGUAUAGGAUGCAUCCAGACAUAUGUCUGUUUCCUUCUGUGCAUUUUUAUGAGAAGAAGCUGCUGAAUGGGGAUGAUAUGUCUGGGAAAUCAGCACCGUUUCAUGAGACUAAAGGUUUAGGACCUUAUAUAUUUUAUGAUGUUAUUGAUGGUCGGGAGCUUCGUGGUAAGAAUUCUAGUGGCAUGUCCCUUUAUAAUGAGCAUGAAGCAGAUGCUGCAGUUGAGUUACUCAAGUUUUUUAAAAAGAGGUACCCGUCUGAUUUUCAUGUUGGAAGAAUUGGCAUCAUAACUCCAUAUAAAUCUCAACUGGCACUUCUGCGUUCUCGUUUCUCAACUGCAUUUGGAUCUUCUACCAUGAAUGAUAUGGAACUUAACACUGUUGAUGGUUUCCAAGGUCGGGAAGUUGAUAUACUGAUACUUUCAACUGUUAGAGCAGCAGAACCAAGCUCUGCUGCACCUGGAAACAAUUCCAGCAGUAUUGGAUUUGUUGCUGAUGUUAGACGGAUGAAUGUUGCAUUGACGAGAGCCAAACUCUCACUUUGGAUUCUGGGAAAUGCAAGAACUUUGCAGAUGAACCAAAAUUGGGCUGCUCUAGUAAAAGAUGCCAGAAGGAGAAAUUUGGUUAUAACGACCAAAGCACCUUACAAGUACAUCUUUGAACCAGGUUUCCAUAAAAAUUCUGGCAAUCAUUUAUUAGAGUCCCAACAUAGUCAGAAGAUCCAUGAUGCUACUCAGCAUGCAAAAAGAAAUAAUUGGAGUGCUGAUGAAGCACUUGACAGAAGAACAAAGCGCAUUGAUCCUGUUCCUCAGAGUAACAGAAGACUUCAUGAAGGUGAAAAAGAUUUAUCUGGAACUAAAGACGAUGUCAAAGAUAAAAAAUUAAUGGAUCGUAAAAUCCAUGGCCACAGUAAAGUUUUCGAGGAUGUUGGGUCUGCAAUGCCAGGAAGACAUGUAAAAGAUGGUGAACUUAUGGAUCAAGAGAGCAGAAAAAGGAAGCAUAGUUUGGAGAAUCCUCAAAUGGGUAAAAGAAAAGUUAAAUGUGAAAAUUCAAAGAGAGAUGCAGAUAACUCUGAACAAAGAGGAGGUGAUGGGCAUCGUCCUUCGAAAAUGCAAGAGUUGAAAAGAACUAAGAGAAUUUCUGAGGGUGAUGGAAGCCAGACAAAUGGGGUUUUGGCUGCCACAAAUCAAAUGAAGGAUGCAAGUAGAACUUCAAAUCAAGCUGGAGCUUCUCAUGAUUUAAUUGCAAAAAGGAAACAACAGCGUGAAGCUGUUGAUGCUAUUCUUUACUCGGCUCUCAUUCCUUCAAAGACUUCCAAGUCUGAAACAUCAGUGAGACCUGUGCCUUCUAAAAGACCUAUAUCUUCCUCUACUACAGGUGGUGGCAUAAAACCAGCGAAGACAAGGAAAGAUUGACUCAAAGUUCUGAUGUGUCAGCUAGCGUUCAUUUGGUCAUCAUUUCAACUCUCCACGGCAUCUGAAAGAAACGAGACAACGUACUCGGGACACAAUUUUGUACUAGGUCUCGGCCUGGAGUCUACUCUCCAUGUUCAUCUGUUCGAAGAGCCAGAUCGAGAAUCUUGUAAGCGAUGAAGAUGUUCAGCGGAAUGCUUGCUUAGAUGAGAUACUGUACUUGGUUGACCCCUCCACAGUUCCAUUGAGUAACAGAUGAGGUACUUGGUUGAUUCCCUCCACGGUACCAAUGAGCAAGGGACGUUCCUUCUGUAUAUCUGAAAUGAUUUGGGAAAAAAAAACAAGCAAAGAACAGGAAACGGGGCUUUUGAUUGAAUGAGUGAUCUGAAUUUUUCCAGUACUGCAUUCGUGCACCAUUGUAAAUUAGUCUUUUGAUCGGUGCGGGUGCAACUACAGACUUUAGUUGAAGAUACGGUAAUCCACUGUGGCCGAUGAUAUUCAGGUAUGUAAAUUUUGUCGAUGCAACUACGCGUGGCCUCAUAUUUUGAUCAUCAGAUUUACUUGUAUGUUGUCUGUGUUUCUCACUAUUGAGGCACAUGAGAGAAACUAAACGUCCGUCCCUUGCUUCUAAGAAGUUUAUUGAUGACUGUAAUAUUUGUAUCGAACGUUAUGUAGUAUGUGCCUGAUGCAUUGAUGCUCUAUGUCAAAUCUU
This is a messenger RNA of Argentina anserina (silverweed cinquefoil), 7719 nucleotides long. RefSeq lists its product as uncharacterized. The transcript has 22 exons. Gene Ontology annotation, molecular function: helicase activity. NCBI's taxonomy places the organism in Eukaryota, Viridiplantae, Streptophyta, Magnoliopsida, Rosales, Rosaceae. Bases 84 to 7010 code for a protein of 2308 amino acids. The record is from RefSeq and is a predicted model, not a curated record.